CGCUUGCUGCAGCUGCAGUUCUCAACUCGCGCUGUCGCUAUGCGGGCCCACCGGUUGCUAUGCAAUGCAGCGUGAGUGUUGCACUGUUGCCAGGGAAAGAGCGAUGGAGGCGGUAACCGGUCGCACAGUCUUUCGGGACGGUGGCUGAGGGCGAACUUGAUGUCAGCGUCGUUUUGAAAGGUCUUUCGUAGCAUGGUUAGGAAUGAGAGCACUUCUGUAAUAUACGAAUGCAUAUUGAAUCUUGUUAUUUGAUUUCAUAUAUAAUUUUUUAGAUAGUUAUUAAUCUAAUUUACUGUACCGCGUUGGGAACGAAUUAGAAACAACCGCAAGUUGCUAGCUACGCUACUUCGCCACUCAGCUAGCUAGCUUGUUGCUCAGAGUCACGCUGGUGCUGGUUGAGGAAGGAGAGUGGCGAAAGAGACGGGGGACGGGGGACACUGCGGGUAGUGGAGUCAGGAGCGGCCGAUGAGUUCUGAAAUUGAGCAGGGUCAGAAGCCGCAGAAGGAGGUGAUCAUCCUAGGAUCGGAUCACCGUGUUUGUGGACAAGAAGAGAAACUAUCAGAAAACAGCGUGGAUCAAGGCGGCAUGGUCACCACAAAAGGAGCUGGCUUGAACCCCAACGCCAAAGUAUGGCAAGAGGUCUCUGCCCCCCAGGACCAGGUUCCAGAGGAAGGGACUGAAGGCUCCCACUUGCAGCAGACCUCCCCUUCUUCUGCUGAUAUGACUGAGGAGACUCCCCCUGCUGUGGGGACGGAGUAUAGCAUAGAGUAUCCUGACCUGUCAGACAGCAGUGCUACUGUGACCCCUGGGGGAGUGAUGAAUGGCCUGGACCACUCUGAGCUGGCCUUUCCCAUUUAUGAGCCUCUGACUGACCCAACAGUGGAGGGAGAGAUUCUGGAACAGCAGCAGCAGCAGCCGCUCUCUGAAGAGAGCCUGUGCGAGUCCCUGAAGAAACAGCUUGAGUUCUGCUUCUCCAGAGAGAAUCUGUGUAAGGACCUGUACCUGAUGUCCCAGAUGGACAGCGAUCAAUUUGUCCCCAUCUGGACGAUCGCCAGCAUGGAGGACAUCAAGGUUCUCACUACUGACAUGGACAUCAUCCUCAAAGUGCUGAGAGCCUCUCCAAUGGUGCAAGUAGAUGAGACAGGGGAGAGGGUACGACCCAACCACAAGCGCUGCAUCAUCAUCCUGAGGGAGGUCCCCGAGACCACACCUGUGGAGGAAGUGGAGGCCCUGUUCCAGAAUGACAACUGUCCAAAAGUGAUUAGUGUUGAAUUUGCACACAACAACAACUGGUACAUAACAUUCCAGUCGGACACAGAUGCACAACAGGCCCACAGAUACCUAAGAGAGGAAGUAAAAACAUUUCAGGGAAAACCCAUUAUGGCACGAAUCAAGGCCAUCAGUACAUUCUACGCUAAGAAUGGCUACCGCAGCGUGGACUCCAGCGUGUACAGCCAGCACUCCCAGAACCAGAACCAGUACAGCACCCCCGUCUACAUGCAGCAGAUGUACAGCCCCCCUCAGCAGUACCCGCUCUACCCUCUGGUGCCCCCCACAUGGAACCCCUCACCCACUCCUUACUUUGAGACACCACUGGCCCCAUUCCCCAACAGUGGCUUUGUUAACGGCUUCAGCACCUCUGGAAACUACAAGCUAGGCUCCAGUCCCCUGGGCCUGGGCCGGCCCUUCAACAGGACCCGUGCCCCCCUCUAUUCCAGGAAAAAUGUAAUCAAUGCCUUCAGGAACCACGUGAAAAGCCAGCCCAGGCCUGGGGACGCGCCCUCCCCUCCCUGUGUGACCCCAGUCCCACUGGUGGACGGUCUCUCUGGCCCCUCCAGCACCCAGCCCCCCAGAACUGCAGCCGGAGGCCCUUUGCACACCACCCAAGAGCCUGCUUCUCCCCUCACCCUCAGGGAUACCAUGCCACUGACCUCAGACGCCAGCGCAGACAUGGGCAUAGCUGGCCGUGGCCGGAGAGGAAGCUACAGAGGUGUGCGGAGGCGGAGAGAGGACGAGCGGACCACGAGGUCCAUCCCCUUGGCCGAGGUCAAGGUACCGCCUCCCAAGUUUGACCUGGCGACCUCCAACUUCCCCCCGUUGCCAGGGUGUGUAGUCAGUACGCAGGGAGAGACUGUGCUGGAGACACGCAUGUCUGACGUGGUGCGAGGUCUUAAGGCUAGCGACAAGUUUGAGGUCAAACAAGAGAGUGCGGUGCCUCCCUGCAGUGCCCAGCAGGACAGUGUGAACACCCCAAGUCCCACUGCAACAACCCCCAAAGCCACUCCACCCACCGUGGAGCCCCCUGUCCCAAGUGUUGCUCAUCAGGUAAAGGAUGUGGAAACGUCCGAGCCUCCAGCCCCUAAGGAGACAGCCCCGCCCCCUGCCCCAGCCGCCUCUCUGCCAGCCUCACCUCUGCCUGUGCCUGCUAGCAAGCCCGCCCGCAGCCAGCCAGUGUGCCCCACAACAACGACCCCCACUGUCCUCACGCCUGCACAGGAGCCAAGGAAGCUGAGCUACGCUGAAGUGUGCCAGCGGCCAGCCAAGGACCCACCACCCACACCCAGCCUAUCGCCCCCCCCACCCACCCACUCUUCAACCAGCCAACCCCUGAGGGAGUUGCGGGUUAACAAGGUAGAAGAGUCCGCCUCAUCUCCCAGCAGCAAUUCUGACAGGUCAGAGAAACCCUAUGAGAGAAACGGUGAAGGCCGUGCCGCCCGUGCCCCACUGGGCUCAUACCGUGGAGGCAACCGUGACACCCGUGGUGGGGUGGGGCUAAAGAUCCGCGAUCAUCAUCAGAGGUCCUAUCCCAUUGGUCGACGAAUCUCCCCUCAGGGAGGUGCCAGACGGAGUGGCAAGGAGCAGAAUAUUCCCCCUCGGUCACCAAAGUAGAUAACAACACAACAACAAUCAGUGGACUUACAGGAAUAAAUCAUCACAAAUCUGUAUACGUAUAUAUGUAUAAAUGUAUGUAUAGAGAGAUAUAUGAACAUAUAAAUAUUAUUGGAUUGAAGAACUUGGGUGUUCUAUAAGGUCCUCCUUUUGUUGUGCCCUACUCAGGCCAACGACUGGGAACGUCCACAAGUAUAGAGCUAUUAGGGGCAGGGGUGUCGCACAUGAAUUAGACUGGAUAGAUAGACCACGUAAGGGAUGUUGAACAGCAGCCUCCAUAUGACAAAUUUGAAGGAUUUGCGUGACCAUUUUCCCCCUGGCUAAAUCUGACUAUGCUUAUUGUUGGUUGUAAAUUGAGUUUUGGGGUAGGUAGUAAUAAAACACGUUAAUGCCAUGCAUAUCCAGAGUACCGGUUUUGAAGAAAAACUAAGACCUGUUAACACGCAUUUGUAAACAAAUUUGAUAUGCAAUACAAUAAGGCAAUUGAAACUGUAGGGAGUAGACACAUCCUAAUUAAUUGACAUUGAAAUUGACUAGCUGUCCCUGAAUUUUACAGAUGGUUGUUGGUUAACUGUUUGUGACACUGAAAUGUGUGUAUGAGAAAGAACUAGUCAUAUCUGUAAGAUGGUUUAGCAGGCUGGUAGGUUUGUGAUGGGAAGCUGCAGGUUUUGGUGAACAGACUGCAUGUGACAGCUAGGAGUUGGAAAUAACUGUGGUAAGAAUGUCAGAAGGCAACAUGAGGGGGUUAUGUUUCAAAUAAUGGGCAUGGUCUCAUUUAAAAUUUAUAUUGUGACUAUGGUACAUGUUUACUUGUGUCAUGCAAAGAUGGGAGAAAUGAACCGAUUUGUCUUUUAUGAUGUGAGACCUGUGACUUUGACAUGAGGUUCUCAUCAUUUUGAAAGCCUCUCCCCAGUAGGUGAUUGGUUUGGGAUUAAGCUGAACAGGAAGAGGGUAGGGGUGUGGUGUGACUGCUUGAGAGGGCUGAUGCCUGGUUUGGUUUUGAGCUUGUCAAGAAUUGGGGCUGGCAUUGUCCUCCAGGUGUAAUAGUGUACAUAUCUGUACAUUUUGGGGGCUCUGCAGUAUUGUGUGUGUGUGUGUGUGUAUAUAUGCAUUUUUAAGAUACAUUAACAAUAAUUAUUCAUUAAUUGAGAUUCAUAAAGCAGCAUAAUUGGGUCCUUAUUUUAAACUGGCUCGCAAUGUCUUAACAUUUUGUUAAGUACUGUAAAGCAUGACUUCUCCCCAUGAACAUACCUGCACAACAGUUUUUGGGCAGUCUUCCAGGCAUUUAGAUGGUUCAGACUGGGAUUGCAUUGAGUUCUAAUAGCAUGCUGUGCAAAUGAGCUGUCACAUCCCUUUAAGGAUCCUACUCAUCCAUUGAGGGCUCAGAACACUGUGGAAUCUAACAUUUAUAAUGCAAUUAUUUUGAUAAUGAAAUUAAACUGUCAUUACAUUUACAUCACAUUUUUACAUUUAGCAGAUGCUAUUGUCCAGAGCGACUUAUUACAGAAGUUGUGUUUUAUGAUGUUGCAGUCUUCCUGAGCACAUGGUGGUAGAUUAUGUAUUUGAGGGUUUGGUUUAAGAAGCUUUGCUUUCAUUAUAUGUAUGUUAUUGUGUCCAGGAAUCUGAGGUGCUGCUGUGGUCUGACAGUUUAGAGGAGCAAAUAUGUCCUAAUUAUUAAAAAUGUUUAACAAUUGUGCAGAAUUUGAUGUUACGUUAAGCAGAGAGAUAGAAAUCAUGGUAGUGUCAGUGUUUUAAUAAGAUAUUGUAGAAAAUUCUGCCCUGAAAUUCAUAGGAUUAAUGACAGUUCCUUGUACAUUUCACUCUUGUUUUGGGUUUUGAUGACUACCUUCUUGGAUAUGAUUUGAGGAUGUUCAUGCGCAUCAUAUAUUUGGAUACUUUGUGCUUCCAUUAACUGCGAAGUGGAUGUUAGUGAUGACUAGACAUUUUAACUUUUAACUGUUCAGUUUUUACUAUGCUUUUACAAACUUUGUUAUUAACUAAUUUAGCCUCUGUAUGAAUGAAUUUGAAAACCAUCCAGACCAAAUUUAAUCAAGCAGAAUGACAAUCUCAGGAACAAAGUUCCAAUAAACUGUUUCUCACUCCCUUGCCCUUCCUUUCCAUGAAAUGUUUCAGUUAAUGCUUAGUGUUUUUGAUUGCCAGUUAAGGCUUGAAAUGAAUGUAGUCUCUUGGUGGACACACCAGUCCACACUCUUUAGUCCACACCAGUUAGUGAUUUGAAUGUUCUUGUACAGUAGAUUUGUCUUCUACACAUCAAGAUCAUCUUUGAUCUGCAUAGUGUUAUAGGAGAUUUAUUUUUUAUUUUAUCUGAUUUUUUUAUUUUAUAUUCUUUUUUUCUUUGUGCUCCUCUUGUAUCCGUUUGACUGAUUUGGCUUUGAUUUUAUUUGUAUGCUUUUUAUGCUUUUUUAUUUAUUGUAACUCUAGCAUACCUUUUUAUUUCUCUCUAGUUAGUGUUUCCUCUCCCCAAAUUUGUGUGUAUUAAUUUGGGGUAUGUAUUACUUUAGUUAAGACAUGGCCUAAGAAGUACUCUGCAUUGCUGUUUUGGUAGCAGUUCAGUGUUAUUGCUUUACUUAGGCCUGCUUUUUAAAUUCUAUUUGACAUCCAAUAAUGGCUAAACCAUGAGCAGCUAGUGGUGUUGUGAAUUUAAAUGCACUAACCUUGUUUCAAAACAUGAUAACUGUUCUGUAAGUUGUAAUCAUUUAGACACAUGCCUUAUGGAAAGGUGUUGAUUAGGAUUGCUGAUUUUACAGGAUUAGGGUUUUGAUUUUCUUUUUGUCCAACUAUUCUGCUGAAGCUGUGUAGGGAUUUAGGUGACUUAUAGGAUGAGUGAACAAAUGAGACACUGAAUUAUUGAUCUAUAGAUGUUUGAACAAAAAAAAAAAUGUUAAAAGAAAAUAAAGUACAAACUAUCCUUGUUUUACCCCAAAUGUGAUUUGAGUCUCCUGUGCAUGAAUUUUAAACGUCUGUCAGCUCGUUCUGUAGGUUUCGUCCUGAUCCUUUAUUCGCGAUUGUGUGUGUGCAUGUGUGCUCUUCUAUCUCUAAAUAAUCAUUAUUCUGACCAAGCCACAAUUCCAGUGCCUUUAUCUCAGUGUUAAACUUUCCUACUUAAAGAAAGUGAGUUGGAUGAACACAAUUCAUGUAACUGAAUAAAACAGGCUUGUUGGUUGUGAAAUUGUGAGCACAAGGUCUUUUAAAGACAAAAUGCCGUUUAUGUACAUUUAGCUCUGGAGGCUAGAAUAUGGCUUUAGAGAAUGUGAGUUUGUUGUGUGCGUAUUUGCUUAUGUGUAGUUGAAUAAGUAGUAGAUGUUUUAGCCUGACCUUAUACUACUGUUUCAGAUCAUGAGAUUGGCAUCCAGCUUUAUGAUAAUUUCAAACGUGAACUGGGAUGAUGUGGGUUCAGAGUCUGGGGACUGUUGAAUCAUUGCUAAUCAAAAAUGUAUUAAAAUAUAAAUAUAUUUUUAACAA
Molecule: messenger RNA, 6372 nt
Organism: Osmerus eperlanus (European smelt)
Lineage: Eukaryota; Metazoa; Chordata; Actinopteri; Osmeriformes; Osmeridae
Gene: larp4ab
Product: La ribonucleoprotein 4Ab
Exons: 17
Coding region: 466-2889 (807 amino acids)
Biological process (GO): positive regulation of translation
Cellular component (GO): cytoplasmic stress granule; cytosol
Molecular function (GO): mRNA 3'-UTR binding
Source: RefSeq, a predicted model, not a curated record